Molecule: messenger RNA, 1095 nt
Organism: Drosophila subpulchrella
Lineage: Eukaryota; Metazoa; Arthropoda; Insecta; Diptera; Drosophilidae
Product: mitochondrial ribosome-associated GTPase 1
Exons: 2
Coding region: 66-1037 (323 amino acids)
Cellular component (GO): mitochondrion
Molecular function (GO): GTPase activity; GTP binding
Source: RefSeq, a predicted model, not a curated record
UCACUGGCCAACAGCUGUUCAAAGUUUUUGAUUUGGAUUCGAAAGCAUUACAUGGGUUCCGCAUCAUGGCAGCUCAGUUGAAUCCCUUCCGCAAUGCGUUCCGGCUGCCGGCGAAACAGCGGAUCAACUGGUUCCCUGGUCACAUGACCAAGGGAAUGCGCCAAAUCCAGCAAAAGCUCAGAAAUGUCGACUGCAUAGUGGAAAUCCACGAUGCACGCAUCCCACUGGCGGGCAGGAACUCUCAGUUCUUCGACACAAUCACCGGAAGUGGCGUUAAACCGCAUAUUCUGGUUCUGAACAAAGUCGAUCUCCUGGGCGCCAAGCAGCAAAAGAAUGUGCUCCAGCAACUGCGAAGACAACAGCCCGAACUCCAGCACAUCCUGUUCACCAACUGCAAGGAUCAGCGGAAUCACGGCGUGCUGGACAUCCUGCCCUUGGCCACUCGCCUCGUGGGCGAGAGCAGUCGCUUCAAUCGCACCCAGGCGGCGGAGCACAAUCUCAUGAUCAUUGGGGUGCCCAAUGUGGGCAAGAGUUCCGUGAUUAAUGUCCUGAGGAAUGUACAUCUCAAGAAGAAAAGUGCAGCCCGUGUGGGCGCAGAGGCGGGCAUCACUCGAGCUGUCGGGGAGCGCAUCAAAAUCCAAGAGAAUCCGCCUGUCUACAUGAUCGACACACCUGGUAUCCUACAGCCUUCCAUAAAAGACGAUGAGAUGGGCAUGAAGCUGGCCCUGGUGGGCUGCCUCCCAGAUCACAUAGUGGGUGAGGAUCUGAUAGCCGACUACCUGCUCUACUGGCUGAAUAGUCACCGCAGGUACGAUUACGUGGAGAAGCUGAAACUGAGCUCCGGACCCAGUGACAAUAUCAGCGCCGUGCUGGCGGAGUACUCCCAUCGGGAGGAGCUGUUCCACAAGGUCAAACAGUACGACGGCAGGGUGGAGGUGAUGACAAAUUUAUUGGCGGCCGCGAGAAAGUUUAUACACUUCUUUCGCUCCGGCCAGCUAGGCUACAUAAAUCUGGAUGAGCCCAGCGGUUUCAGAUAGCUUUACAUACGUACGUCACGUUAACUUAAGGGCUAAGAUUAAAAUUUGAACAGAAGAA